UUGAUUCCGGUUCCAUGAAGUGCGUCUUAGUUGUUGGUUCAGCCGACCAAACUUUAAAAGUUUCUGUCAAGGGCAACGACAUAUAUCUCAUGGCUUUUUGACGAGUAGGCCACUUAUGACUUAACUUACUCACUCCACCGAAUAUAAAUACAAAAUCAAUAACAGAGAACAAAGACCUUAAGAGAAAAAGAGAAAGAUAUCAAAAAGAUGGAUACAGAAAAUCAUUCUGAAAAAGUAGAGAAAAUAGUGGAAGAAGAAGAUGGAGGAGACUUGGUGAGGAGCUUCAAAACAAACAAUCAUGAAGUUAAUGAUGAGCAGAAGAAAGUUAGUCUUAUGAGAACCUUUGUCCAAACUCAGGAUCCCACUUCUAAGGAUGUGGAUGAUCUCACGCUAAGACGGUUUUUACGUGCUCGUGAUCUAGAUAUCGAGAAAGGUUCUGCAUUGUUUCUGAAACACGUGAAAUGGAGACGUUCUUUCGUACCUAAUGGUUUUAUCUCUGAAUCAGAGGUAGCACAUGAUAUUGCCCAUAACAAGGUGUUUAUGCAAGGAUAUGAUAAGAGUGGACAGCCAAUACUAGUCAUUUAUGGUGCUAAACAUUUUCCUAACAAAGUUAAGGGAGGUAUUGAGGAGUUCAGGCGGUUCGUGGUGUACUGUCUUGACAAAUUAAGUGCAAAGAUUCCCACAGGACAAGAAAAGUUUUUUAUCGUUGCAGAUCUUGAAGGCUGGGGGUACUACUCGAAUUGCGACAUCCGUGGAUACCUAGCAGCUCUAUCUGUCUUGCAGGACAAUUACCCGGAAAGACUUGCCAAGUUUUAUCUAAUUCAUGUCCCUUCAGUUUUUAUGGCCGCAUGGAAGUUAAUAUAUCCAUUUAUUGAUAACAACACCAAGAAAAAGUUCGUUUUUGUGGAUGACAAAAGCCUUAAGUCGACUCUGCUUGAAGAAAUCAGUGAAGACCAACUGCCAGAGGUUUAUGGAGGUAAACUGCCAUUAUUGCCAAUUGAAGAAAGCUGAUUAACUAGCCCAAUCCCAUGCCAAAGCUCCUCACAAAAAGAGCAUACAUUAUCGGGAUCAUCAUCUUGAAAACUGCAGAAGAGAAAGGAAAAGCUCCAAUGGUAGUCAUAACGUCCUAAUGUGAUCGGUCAAGACCAAAGAUUAUCUAUCUUAAUCUCUAGACAAUGAAUGCCUACCUACUAUAUAUAGAUCUAAUAUAAAUAUGCCAAUGCUUAUAUAUGUUGUAUGAAUUAAGGAACCCAUUGCUGCCUUGCAUUUAUGGACAAGGCUGAAAAAUGCAGUAAUAGUUGCUGUACAAUACAUAUGGCUGGUGGUGGAUGGCACUGCAUUAAAGGCCCAAGAUAAUAUAUAGUCUCUGUCUGUUAGCCGGUAA
Messenger RNA from Papaver somniferum (opium poppy), 1384 nucleotides. RefSeq names its product sec14 cytosolic factor-like. NCBI's taxonomy places the organism in Eukaryota, Viridiplantae, Streptophyta, Magnoliopsida, Ranunculales, Papaveraceae. The transcript is spliced from 6 exons. The record is from RefSeq and is a predicted model, not a curated record. The coding region runs from base 208 to 1011 and encodes 267 amino acids.